AUGACUCCGCAGCAACCAUCCCGGGCCUACUCGACCUCCUCAGGAGCGUACCGAUACCAAGAAACCGGUGAAGACCCUUUUCUCGAGGAAGCUACCGCUCCUGAACAACUAGCAGAGUAUGAACCCUAUAGGGGAUAUACCGAAUCCAUGCCGUAUCAGGGUGACCUGGGUGUCAAUCGGCACAGUUUCGACUAUGAUCAGAACCAAUAUGAGGAGCACGAUGAAUCCAGCCAACGAUUACCGUACUAUAACGAUAAUGUUCCCCUGACCUCGCCUACCGUGCCCUAUCCUACUGAAGAGACGUACAACAAUGGGUACUCCGAACCAAUUGGCGGUGUUCAGGGGCUACCUCAAGUUCAAGAUUCCCGACCCCUCCGUGGUUUGGGGCUGUCGGGUCUCGAUGAUGCACAAAGCAGCAUGUACAGCGAGCACAAGCUGGGUCGAAAUGACAGUGUCGUUGGAGGCGGUGACGAGUCUGCGUUCGAGGUCGGUGAACUGCGUACAUCCGAUCACCACGACACGAUGACUUCCACGGAAGAUUCUGACCAGGAGACCCAGGAAUGGCUCCAGCGUCAAAGACCCUCUGCUCUACGUCGGGCUGGCACUCGCAAGGUCGAUCUUGUAAAGGGUCAGGUGUUCAGAUUUGAGUACGAAGUGCCUACUGCGGUUAAAAUGUCUGCACUGCCAGAGUACCGUGAUGAAGAAGCCGGAAGAACAGAGUUCAGUCACAUGCGCUAUACGGCAGCUACUUGCGAUCCAGAUGAUUUCCGGUUUGAAAAUGGUUACUCACUCAGAUCGGCUGAAUAUGGACGAAAGACUGAACUGCUUAUCACUGUGACAUACUAUAACGAGGACAAGGUACUUACAGCUCGAACCCUUUACGGAAUCAUGCAGAACAUUCGUGAUAUUUGCAACCUCAAGCGGUCUGAAUUCUGGGGUCAAAACGGCCAGGCAUGGCAGAAGAUCAUGGUUGUGCUCGUCAUGGAUGGACUUGACCCUUGUGACAAAAACGUGCUGGACAUGCUUGCCACAGUAGGUGUAUACCAGGAUGCGGUAAUGAAGAAAAACGUUAACGGUGAAGAAACAGUGGCUCAUAUUUUUGAAUACACCACCCAGCUCUGUGUUACUCCUCAGCAGCAGCUCGUCCGACCCGAGCAAGGCAAUUCGUCUUCCAUGCCCCCGAUCCAGAUGCUGCUGUGCUUGAAACAAGAGAACUCCAAAAAGAUCAACUCUCACCGCUGGGUUUUCAACGCUUUUUGCCCAAUGUUAAAGCCUGAGGUUGUGGUACUCAUUGAUGCAGGAACUAGACCGGGUCCUAAAUCGAUUCUGCACUUGUGGCAGGCGUUCUACAACAACCCGACGGUUGGCGGUGCCUGUGGUGAAAUACAUGCUAUGCUGGGUCCCCACAAGCGUUACUUGAUUAACCCUCUGGUGGCUGCUCAGAAUUUCGAGUAUAAAAUUUCAAACAUUCUGGACAAGCCGCUCGAGUCCAUGUUCGGCUAUAUUUCAGUACUUCCUGGUGCGUUCUCUGCUUAUCGCUACGCGGCAGUCGAAGGGCGUCCUCUUGAGCAGUAUUUCCAUGGUGACCAAACUCUAGCGAAAAGAUUGGGAAAGAAAGGCGUCAACGGCAUGGGAAUUUUCCGCAAGAACAUGUUCUUGGCCGAGGACCGCAUUCUGUGUUUGGAAGUUGUUUUUAAACGGGACUGCAACUGGCACCUGUCCUAUGUCAAGGCUUCAAAGGCAGAAACCGAUGUCCCAGACGGCGUGGCAGAAUUCAUGGGCCAGCGCCGUCGAUGGCUGAAUGGCUCCUUUGCUGCUGGUAUUUACGCUAUUAUGCAUUUCGGUCGUGUAUACCAUUCGCGUCACAACCCACUUAGAAUUCUGUUUUUACAUCUCCAGUUCUGUUACAACAUUCUUCAGCAGAUUCUGUCUUGGUUCAUGCUGGGGUGCUACUAUCUGACAAUCACCAUUAUUAUUGAACUUUCAGCAAACCCUCGUGAAUUCGGUGCUGAAACUGACCAAAAAUCAUUCCCCUUUGGCGUUCGGGCCUCCUCGAUUAUUUCCAUCAUUGUGAAAUAUGUAUACACUCUUUUCCUCAUGGUGUCUUUCAUCCUGGCUUUAGGCAAUCGCCCUAGAGGGUCAAAAUGGUUUUACUACUUUAUGAUGUUUGUUUGGGGUGUUAUUCAAAUCUACGCUUUGAUUAUCUCUUUCUACCUUGCUUCUAACGCGUUUAGUGACAACAUGGUGGAUUCAGUUGGAGAGUUUUUCUCAAACUUCUUCACCUCAACCACCGCACUGGUUGUUGUGGCACUAGCGUCUACGUUCGGCUUGUAUAUUGUGUCUGGCCUUAUAUACCUUGAUCCUUGGCAUAUUUUGACAUCCUUUGCUCAGUACAUGUUCUUGAUGCCAAGCUUUGUUAAUGUGUUGAAUGUGUACGCAUUCUGUAAUUGGCACGAUGUUUCGUGGGGAACCAAGGGAAGCCAUGUGGCUGAUUCUCUUCCCGAAGCCAAACUCGUCAAAGUCGGUGAGGUUGCUGUUGUCGAAGAAGCAACCAAGUCGAUCACAGAUAUUGAUGAAGAGUUCCAGCAAGUUGUGAAGCGAGCCCUGACUCCUUAUAAACCGGCAAAAAGGACUGAUGGUGCUACGGAUGAGGAUAAGUCGCAGAUGUUCCGCACAUACUUGGUUAUUAUUUGGAUCGUUUCGAACAUUGUGCUUAUUUGGGCAAUCACGUCUACAGAUAGCUCGGCAUUGGGCAUGACCGAUUCAGUUAGAGAGAGAAUCUCCCGUUUCUUUGCUGUUCUACUGUGGUCGAAUGCUGUCGUUGCCAUUGUGAGAUUCAUUGGAUGUCUGGUAUUCGUGCUCAAGUCCUUCUUUGUUAGAAUUUUCAACAGACGCUAA
Molecule: messenger RNA, 2898 nt
Organism: Wickerhamiella sorbophila
Lineage: Eukaryota; Fungi; Ascomycota; Dipodascomycetes; Dipodascales; Trichomonascaceae
Product: Chitin synthase G
Exons: 1
Coding region: 1-2898 (965 amino acids)
Cellular component (GO): cell periphery; cell septum
Molecular function (GO): chitin synthase activity
Source: RefSeq, a predicted model, not a curated record